AUGAAGAUCUUCGUCCGUCACCUUCGCACCCGCCCAAAUAUACGGUCAUCCCUUCGCGCACCCCCACAAGCCUCACCCGCGCACUACCAACCACCCCCCCAUGUGCCUGAAGGUGCAGAGGCAGAAUCACUCACCCGCUACAAUCCGCCUAGUAAGCUCAGUACACCAACCCGUAGCGCGCUACAGGAGAGCCGUACACCGGCCAGUCGUCUGCAACUACAGCAAUCGCAAUACCGAAAUAGAGAUUACGAUGUGGAGGAGAAACCAAGUAGCUACACUCCCAGACAGCGCUCUAGAGAAUACAAAGAGGAGGAGAUAAGCUCUUACUCGCCCCGUCAGCAUGCACCAGAGAUUGAGCCCAUAGAGCGUGCUCCAAAACCUCCCAAAGAACCGCGCGCCAGAGAACCCCGGCUGCACCUCUCCGACCUCAUCCCCGAGAGCCUCACCCCGUACUCCUACCGCUGGGAGACGUUUGCUCCCACCCCCGACGAGCUCAUUGACGCCGACCGCUUCUUCCUCAAAUACCCGCCCAAGCAUCUGUGGUCCGAGGCUAAGUUCAAGAAGAUUGAUUUUGGGGACGUGCCUGAGGUUGCGUUUCUCGGCCGCUCAAACGUAGGAAAGUCUUCGCUGCUGAAUGCGUUGCUGAAUAACAAAAACCUGGCGUAUACAUCGUCUAAGCCUGGGCGAACGAGGCUCAUGAAUGCAUUUGGUAUUGCGGACGGGAAGCUGGUGUUGUUAGAUAUGCCGGGGUAUGGACAUGCCUCUAGAGAGGAAUGGGGAGUACAGAUUAUGAAAUACUUGAAGUCACGAAAACAAUUCCGACGUGCUUUCUUGCUAAUUGAUGCGAAGCAUGGACUUAAAAGGAACGAUUUGCAGCUUCUCGAACAGUUUGGACAGGAAGGUAUCUCAUACCAGAUUGUGUUAUCGAAAAUCGACAGGGUCAAGCCAAAGGAUUUAGAGAAGCUAUUCAAGGAGGUACGUGGUCUCAUGGAAAAUGGAAUACCAGGUGCCAAUGCUGGUCUUGGGGAGAUUCUGGCUACAGCUGGAGACCCUGCGAAGAAGGGAGAGAAAAAAGUGGGACUGAGUGACCUGAGACGGGCUAUCUUGGUCGCUUCUGGCCUGGAAGGCGUUCAAAUUUGA
Morchella importuna is the source of this 1140-nucleotide messenger RNA. RefSeq lists its product as uncharacterized. The transcript is spliced from 4 exons. Gene Ontology annotation, cellular component: mitochondrion. Gene Ontology annotation, molecular function: GTP binding. Bases 1 to 1140 code for a protein of 379 amino acids. The record is from RefSeq and is a predicted model, not a curated record. NCBI's taxonomy places the organism in Eukaryota, Fungi, Ascomycota, Pezizomycetes, Pezizales, Morchellaceae.